Messenger RNA from Molossus molossus (Pallas's mastiff bat), 1266 nucleotides. It is a transcript of the gene CLNK, whose product is annotated as cytokine dependent hematopoietic cell linker. The transcript has 18 exons. Bases 1 to 1266 code for a protein of 421 amino acids. Gene Ontology annotation, biological process: cell surface receptor protein tyrosine kinase signaling pathway; intracellular signal transduction. Lineage: Eukaryota; Metazoa; Chordata; Mammalia; Chiroptera; Molossidae. The record is from RefSeq and is a predicted model, not a curated record.
AUGGUAGGCAAUCGAAGGACAAAGACAGAAGGACCCAGCAAUCUCAGACUCCAGAACUCCAGCCUGCAGAAAAACAGGUCGUGGCCUCGAACCCACGGAGCCACAGGUCAGCAGCAGGCGGCCAGUGAGACUCUCCUGGAUUUCGGAAGGAACUUUGCUGCAAUCCCACCGGGAGCAGAAGGCCAUGGAGAUAAUGACUAUGAAGACCCUAAGCUUCAUGUGACAGAGGCUUGGCAAGCAAUGAAAGUCCUACCGGCCAGGCCUAUCAAGGAAUCUGAAUAUGCAGAUACGCGCUACUUCAAGGGCAUGGACGACACUCCGCUUUCCCUCGGUGCUUUUCCUUCUGUCCCUGCGGAGGGGCAAACGUGGACCACACAGACGAGGCCGGAAGAAGUGGACAAACCCAUCUCCAUGUCCAAGGACAUCAGAAGCCAACACGUUACAGGAGCCAACCUCGCCAAGGGAAACAAGAUGCCAUUACCACCUCCUCGGCCACCUGUUGUCCCUGUUCCGAAGAAGUACCAGCCCUUGCCCCCCGAGCCGGAGAGCAGCUCGCGCCCCGUCCCGCAGAGGCCCACCCUUCCCGAAGCCCAGAGGGGCCCCAGACAGAUCAACUUAAAGAACCUCAGCGAGGUCCUUGGAACAGAGGAAGUUUCUCAUCACCAGAUGAAGCCCGAAUCAUCUCACUGGUCACAGAACCAAAGUGCUCCAGAGAUCCCUCUUGCCACCGCCAGCUCUUCGUCCAUGAUGAGCAGCCACGGGGUGCAAAGCAGAGAUCAGAAGCGAAGCGUGCCAUGCCACUCUCCUCAGAGACGUCCGUUUCCGGAACACGCUGUUCACUAUAAAAACGUGAACUGGACAAAGCCUGUCCUGAGUUCUGAGGAAGAGGAGGCCUCGCAGAGCAACUGGUACGUCGGGGAGUACAGUCGCCAGGCGGUGGAAGAGGCCUUGAUCAAGGAGAACAAGGACGGCACCUUCCUGGUCCGAGACUGCUCCGCGAGGUCCUGCACGGAGCCCUACGUGCUGGUGGUGUUCCAUGGGAACAAAGUCUACAACGUGAAGAUCCGCUUCCUGGAGAGGAACCAGCAGUUUGCUCUGGGCACGGGACUCCGAGGAGACGAAAAGUUCAAUUCGGUGGAAGACAUCAUCGAACACUACAAGUAUUUUCCGAUUGUGCUGGUUGAUGGGAAAGAUAAAACAGGGACUCACAAGAAACAGUGUUACCUGGCUCAGCCUCUCCCUCUUCACAGACUCUUCUCCCCGUAG